UUUUAGCAGGUUAGACUCACACACACACACACACACUGCUCUCUCUCUGAAGCUCUGAAGCUCUCACACAGAGCUGCGAGGUGUCCGGACUGCUCCAUUCUCACUUUACUUGUUUUCCGUCUUCCAGGAUUUCACUUUUCAGGAUGACUGUAUUUUUGCAGAGGAAUCCCAUGACUGUAAAAAGCAUCAGCACUUUUUGAGAGAUGGACAGAACAGAGUCUCCUCACUGAAGCAUGUCAACCUUUUUAAAGAAGCAGUAAAUCUCUGGAUUACUCUGGAUUUACUGGUUUAAAAAAAAAACCUACAUGCGUCCGCAUUCAAAGGGAUGGAUGGAUGGAUGGAUGGAUUUUUCUUCUCUUGUCUUCAUGGGAAGUGUGUUUUCCAUCAGAUGUUAUGAAACAUUCUCCUUGGAGUACGUCCCCGACAUUGUAACUUCUCAAGGAUUUACUACUCUACGGCGCGCAUAGUCCUCCAGAAGUUCUGCUUCUGUCUUUCCUGUGAGUCAAACUUUGCAACUCAACAAACCUGUCCAGCAGCUCAUCUGAGUCUCCAACCAGAAAGACACGCUUACAUGUUUUGAAAGGCAAACACACAGGUGUGUAACUGCUACAUGUACUACAUGAGAACCUAGUGUUAGAAAAAUGUUUUACUCCGCAUUUGAACGGAGUCUUGUCAACCUGCUGCUGCUUUUCACAGCCGGAUUGUGCUCUGCUAUUAGCUCCAUAGACCCGGACCGACCAGGAGAAGGUAGAUGUCAGGAAAUCUCAAUUGCUCUCUGCAAGGACAUUGGGUAUAAUUUGACAGUUAUGCCCAACUUAAUGGGGCACGAGGAUCAGUUAGAGGCUUCCAUAAAGCUUCACGAGUUCGUGCCGCUGAUCGAGUUUGGCUGCCACAGCCACCUCAAGUUUUUCCUGUGCUCUCUCUAUGCCCCCAUGUGCACGGAGCAGGUCUCCACACCGAUCCCAGCCUGCCGAGUGAUGUGCGAGCAGGCGAGGCAGAAGUGUUCCCCCAUUAUGGAGCAGUUUAAUUUUCACUGGCCCGACUCACUGGACUGCUCUAGGCUGCCUAAUAAGAAUGACCCCAACUUCCUCUGCAUGGAGGCCCCCAACAACGGCAGCGAUGAUACUUCUUCAAAAGGAUCUCACACCCAGCCUCCGGACUCACGCCCUCCUCGGCAUGGGACGAACCAGAAUCUACCCAUUAAGGAGAUAAUGGGGAAGGACACUUGUGGGAACCCUGGGAAGUUCCACUACGUGCAGAAGAGUGAGUCGUGCGCUCCAAAGUGUUACCCCAAAGUGGAUGUGUACUGGAGCCAGGCAGACAAGCGCUUCUCCUUGGUCUGGAUAGCCAUCUGGUCCAUCCUUUGCUUUGUCUCCAGUGCCUUCACUGUCCUCACUUUCCUCAUUGACCCACAGAGGUUCAAGUACCCCGAGCGCCCCAUCAUCUUCCUGUCCAUGUCCUACUGCGUCUAUUCCGUAGGCUACCUCAUUCGGCUCUUUGUUGGGGCUGAAAAUGUGGCCUGUGACCGUGACAGCGGUGUCCAGUACAUCAUCCAGGAAGGCCUGGAGAGCACAGGUUGCACUAUAGUCUUCCUCAUCCUUUACUACUUUGGCAUGGCUAGCUCCCUCUGGUGGGUGAUUCUGACUCUCACCUGGUUCCUGGCAGCUGGAAAGAAAUGGGGACAUGAGGCUAUUGAAGCCAACAGCAGCUACUUCCACCUGGCUGCGUGGGCUAUCCCAGCCAUAAAGACUAUCCUGAUUCUGGUCAUGAGAAAGGUGGCAGGUGAUGAACUGACAGGCAUCUGUUAUGUAGGCAGCAUGGAUGUCAAGGCGAUGACUGGAUUUGUCCUAAUCCCUCUGUCAUGCUACCUCAUCAUAGGCACUUCAUUUUUGCUCUCUGGCUUUGUUGCUCUCUUUCACAUUCGCAAAGUUAUGAAAACAGAGGGGGAGAACACCGACAAGCUGGAGAAGCUGAUGGUGCGGAUCGGGGUGUUUUCCGUUCUCUACACCGUUCCUGCCACCUGUGUCAUUGCUUGCUACUUCUACGAGCGUCUCAACAUGGACUACUGGAAAGUUCUGGCAGGAGAGCAGCGCUGCAUGGAAGGAGCCAGUGGCAGCGGAGAGGAGUGCACCAUGAAGAGCUCCAUCCCGGCUGUUGAGAUAUUCAUGGUGAAGAUCUUUAUGUUGCUGGUGGUGGGCAUCACCAGCGGCAUGUGGAUCUGGACUUCCAAGACUUUGCAGUCCUGGCAGAACGUCUUCAGCCGCAAACUAAGAAAGAGGGCAAGGAGGAAGGCCGCGUGCGUGUUCACAGGCAGCCGGCCGUACCUGAAACCUCACCCUGCACUGAAAGGACACAAAACCAAGUAUGAACCCACUGGAGCUCCUGCCACAUGUGUAUGAGCUCAAAACCAGACAUUCACAAGAAAGGAACACACAUGCAGGACACCGUUUAUUUUUCAGCCUGGUUCAUGUUAGAGUCUGUGGCUGAACAAGCCACUGCACAAAGUUCAUGUAUAUUUUAUGCAAGCCUUAGUACUUAAAAAAAGAAAAACACUGCAAUGUUCUAAGGACAGCUUGUUUUCAAAUUCUCGUAAUGAUCUGUAUGAAAAUAAGCCACCAGCCUUUUAGUCAGUUGCUCUCUACUACUUAUCCACUUAAGGAACUUUGUGGAGUUUGAAAAGUUUUGCUUUUUUUGUUUUCAAAAAGGAUUGAGUCCUCUUUGUGGUUAUGUCACUGGGAAUGGCUGUAUCAUGUGCAAUAGAUGUUUCUCUCAGUGACAGAGAGAGAAAAAAAAAGACUUAUAAUACUGUAGUGGCCCAUUAAAGACACUAAAAGGAUUCUGCAUACAAUAUAUGUGUGUGUGUGCGUGUAUAAGCUGAGGCGGGAGCUCAUCGAGCCGCGUGUUCCUGUGGCUUUUCUAUGGAAAUGGAGGCUGUGUCAGACACUGCUACAUUGACAUUGGAGAGCAGCUGUUGGCUGCCGAGAAUGAACUGUCCAUUGUGAAGGCCCUCCAUGGCAUAAAGCAAAUAUACAAGCACUAAAUGUUGUCGUGAAAGACUAGAGGCCUUUUGAUGGGGCAUUUUGUACAGCAGGUUCUCAGCCCAUUGGUUUGUUUUCAUCACACUGAGCUCUUUUUUUUCUUUUGUAGCACAACAAAUCCUUUGUAUAUAUUUCUAAAAAAAAUAAAGUUCAUAUUUUGUACGUAUUAAUAAAGACCUCCUAGUUUAUGAUGUUCCGAAA
Messenger RNA from Neoarius graeffei (lesser salmon catfish), 3239 nucleotides. It is a transcript of the gene fzd10, whose product is annotated as frizzled class receptor 10. Gene Ontology annotation, biological process: non-canonical Wnt signaling pathway; canonical Wnt signaling pathway. Lineage: Eukaryota; Metazoa; Chordata; Actinopteri; Siluriformes; Ariidae. Gene Ontology annotation, molecular function: Wnt-protein binding; Wnt receptor activity. Gene Ontology annotation, cellular component: plasma membrane. The record is from RefSeq and is a predicted model, not a curated record. The transcript has a single exon. The coding region runs from base 642 to 2399 and encodes 585 amino acids.